Messenger RNA from Osmerus eperlanus (European smelt), 1622 nucleotides. It is a transcript of the gene itm2bb, whose product is annotated as integral membrane protein 2Bb. NCBI's taxonomy places the organism in Eukaryota, Metazoa, Chordata, Actinopteri, Osmeriformes, Osmeridae. The transcript is spliced from 6 exons. The record is from RefSeq and is a predicted model, not a curated record. Gene Ontology annotation, cellular component: extracellular exosome; plasma membrane; Golgi apparatus. Bases 140 to 907 code for a protein of 255 amino acids. Gene Ontology annotation, biological process: negative regulation of amyloid precursor protein biosynthetic process. Gene Ontology annotation, molecular function: amyloid-beta binding.
AGUGACGGCUGAACUGCUGAUCUGCGACAGACGAAUCUACAACACGGACGGCAAGGAACCCACUUUUUCUUCGACGUUUGUCUUCUACCGUAAAGUUAUCAAACCUCCCGUGUAGUUGUUCUCAAGUGCUCUUUUAACAAUGGUGAAGGUAUCUUUUAAUUCUGCCCUUGGGCAGAAAGACGUGAAAAAGGACGCUGAAACACUUAUUGCCGAAGAAGACAAGGACCCAGAGGUAGGCCUGCCUGUGCAGCAGCAGUCUCGGGCCUGGUGCUGGUGCAUGUGCCUGGGCCUGGCCCUCAUGCUCUCUGUCGUAGUGGUGGGAGGGGCCUGCAUCUACAGAUAUUACAUCAUGGAGGAGCAGGUGUACGUGUGCGGGGUGAAGUACCGUGAAGAGGACUUCAUGCUGGAGGAGGAGGAUCUGGAUCUGCCGUCCCAGUUCCGCCAGCUGCAGGAGAGCAUCCGCUUCCUGGAGGACGACCAGGUGGAGCUCAUCAACGUGCCCGUGCCCGAGUUCGACGACAGCGACCCCGCCGACAUCGUCCACGACUUCAACAGGAGGCUGACAGCCUACCUGGACCUGAGCCUGAACAAGUGCUACGUCAUCUCCCUCAACACCUCCAUCGUCAUGCCUCCCAAGGACUUCCUGGAGUUUGUGGUCAACAUCAAGGUGGGGACUUACCUGCCCCAGUCCUACCUGAUCCACGAGGAGAUGAUGGUGACGGAGCGUCUGGAGCACGUGGACCAGCUCGGGUUCUUCAUCUACAACCUCUGCAGAGGCAAAGAAACCUACAGGCUUCAGCGCAGAGACACCAUCCUGGGCAUGCAGAAGCGCGAAGCCCUCAACUGCCACAAGAUCCGUCACUUUGAGAGCAAGUUUGUGGUGGAGACCCUCAUUUGCGAGCCUUAAUCACCCAGUCCUGUCACAGUGCAGGCUAUUCACGACCACUCUUAAUGUCACCAGAGUGAAGAUCUAUUUUUUAAUUCAGUUUUUGUGUAUUAUUUCUUUGGGGGAUAUGUGGGACGUACAGGUUUUAAUGUGAAGCUGUUUUGGCAACGUCACCAUAUGUAAAAAGGUUGUGUGUUUUUCCAACUCUAUUUUAUAGUGGAGGUUAGAUUGAGUCAGUGAGGGGGGCAAAAUAUACUAUUUUCCAAAUUGUGGAUCUCACUGACGACUUGACAUCUAUAUGUCUGAAAUGACCAGGAAUUUUGACAGAACAAUUGCUAAUUUUGCACCAUUGAAUAUGGUGGUAGAAUGGAGAUAUUAGGUUUUUAUAUUUUAAUUGUCUGCUGUAACUUGUUCCAUUGCAACUAUGACUUCUUAACUGGAUUUCCUUAAUUUAAGAGUGUGGAUGUUUUAUUUUCUCUUGGUCGAGCUUUAAGAAUAACAAAUUGUAACAGGGUGUUACAGAGUAGACUUUAAAUUAAUACUAAUGGAUGUUCUUUAAGAACAAAGAAAAACAUGCACACUCUUAUGUUAAAGUUCAAGAUAAUUUUCUCAACCUGUCUGUGAAUGUUUUCCUUUUUGAAUGUAUCAAUUGUUUUUCAAUCACUUAGUUUAUUAUACUGAUUUGUAUAUAACCUCAAAAGAUAUGACCAAUACCACAAUAAAUCUUAAACCAGGA